Molecule: messenger RNA, 2347 nt
Organism: Frankliniella occidentalis (western flower thrips)
Lineage: Eukaryota; Metazoa; Arthropoda; Insecta; Thysanoptera; Thripidae
Product: tubulin epsilon chain-like
Exons: 10
Coding region: 205-1584 (459 amino acids)
Biological process (GO): microtubule cytoskeleton organization; mitotic cell cycle
Cellular component (GO): cytoplasm; microtubule
Molecular function (GO): structural constituent of cytoskeleton; GTP binding
Source: RefSeq, a predicted model, not a curated record
AGACAGACAGACAGACAGACAGACAGAUUGCCGGAAGGAACGAAGAAACAAGGAAAAAAACAACAACUAUUUUGUGGGCUGUUUGUUUGGUUUGUUAAAAGUGUCAAUUUAGAAAUUUUCGGGGGCUGAACAUGCAAUUUAAUCUUCACUCCCGGUGUAAAGUUUUAAUGCGGUCCUCGUAUCUCAUUCUUUGAACAUGCAAACAUGAGUGAGUUCAUCACUGUUCAAGUCGGUCAGUGUGGGAAUCAAAUAGGUGGAGCAUUCUGGCCUCUAGCUUUGCAAGAGCAUGGCAUAGCCACUUCAAAACCAAUCACUCAACAGCAACGAUCUCGAUACAAUGAUGCUUUCCACAGCUUUUUCUGGAGUCCAUCGGAUGUUACAGGUGCAAGUUACAAAACACUCCACGAUUUGGAAAGUGCUAAGGUCAAAGCUAGAGCUGUUUUAAUUGAUAUGGAGGAUAGUGUGGUUGCUCGUUUUCGUAGAGGUCCUCUUCGAAAGCUAUUUGAUGAAACACUUCUUCUUACAAAUUAUCCUGGCUCAGGAAAUAAUUGGGCUGAAGGACACCAUACUCAUGGAAGUUCUUAUGAAUCCCGCAUUGUAGAAGUUAUUAGAAGAGCAGUUGAACGCUGUGAUCACCUACAUGGUUUUCUCCUAAUGUUUUCUGUUGGAGGAGGAACUGGAUCUGGCUUAGGAACAGCCACUUUGAAACUUUUGUCCGACUAUUUUCCUGAUGUUGAAAGAUUCGUGACAUGUGUUUACCCUUCUGGCCAUGAAGAUGUUGUCACAGCCCCGUAUAAUGUUGUCUUAGCCACAAAUAUCUUACUAGAAUAUGCAACAUGUGUAUUACCCGCUGAUAAUAAGUCUCUGCUAGAUAUAUGUGCAUAUCUGCAGAAUAGGAAAGAGUCAAAUGAAUCAGCCAAAGCUGUGGCAGCGUCCAGUCCUUAUGAAGAUAUGAACAGUGUCAUUGUAAAUAUGCUUCUGAACUUUACUAGUGGAUCUCGUUUCCCUGGGAGCUUAAACGUUGACAUGAGUGAAUUAAGCACUAAUAUGGUACCUUAUCCAAAACUAAAUUUUUUAUCAUGUGGUCUGACACCUUUAGGCUUUUCCUCAUCUCAAAUACUUCCUGUACCGAAGCAAGUUGAGCCUUGGGCAAGAGAUCACCAGCUUCUCAAAAUAGACCCAUUGGCUGGUACAUUGCUUGGUGCUACUCUACUCAGUCGUGGAAAUGUCACUCUGUCAGACCUUCGUUAUAAUGUGUCCAGGUUGCAAAAUAAAGGCAAAUUUAUUCCAUGGAACCAAGAUGCAAUAAAGGUGGGUUUAUGCAGUGUGGCACCUACAGGACAUCCAGCUGCUCAUCUCAGCCUUCUUAAUUCUACCUCAAUGGGGGGAUUUUUCUCUCAUAUUGGAGGUCAAUUUGAUCGUCUCUACCGGCGAAAAGCUCAUAUUCAUCACUACCUUCAAGUAGAUGGAUUUUCCAACUCAGAAUUUGUUUUGAGUAGACAAUCUCUACUAGACUGCACAAGUCACUAUCAGCAUCUUACUACCACGCAAAAUGCAGUGUUAGAUCGCUUGCAAGUUGUAUAGACAGUGCAUAAUUGCAAACAUCAAGAACUACUCAAGAUAUAAAAUUUAUAGAUGUGUUAGGAAAAGGGCUUUGCUUGAACAAUUCAAAAAUUGGAUUAAAUUCUCAAUUUUAAUACUCAAUUUAACAAUACACACUGCUAAUUUUAUAGUCUACUGGAUAUUAGUCCUUUGCUUUCAAACUAACUGACAACAAGUUCAUUUACAGUUAAAAACACAUUGACAUUUUAAAAUAAAUUUCAAUUUCACAUGAACUAAUUGUCCAAAACACUGUUUUGUUAUCUUAAUUUCAAAAUAUAAAAACAAAAACCACACAUCUUAUUUGCAUAAUUUCAACAGAUCUUUCAGUUAAUUGAGAAUUAUUUAUCAAUCACAACUCAUAAUUUAACCAAUAAUACUUUGGCCUAACUUUAAGAGUUUUUGUGGCACUACGGUGAUAAAUUCUACACAUAGUCAGUCUGACAAUAAAAUACAUCUAACAAAUAUACAUUCUUUUAAAAAAAUUUAAGUAAUAAUAACUAAACAAAUGGUCCAUCAUCUUCUGAUAUCACAUGCUGAUGCUGUGCUGUUCUUAAACCUUAUACCAUCACAAAAGAAGACAAAGCUCUCAAAAAUUGGAUUUGUAGUCCACAUUUAGAGAGCAGAUACUUGGAAGAGCAGCUCAACGUCCAUAACAAUCUGUAGAAUCAAGUUUCCAGCUUGGCAUUCAGACAACAAAGUAAAAAACAUGUACAGUAUAUUCAAUAAAUUUUUUGUUGCGUUUUAA